This is a messenger RNA of Effrenium voratum, 3786 nucleotides long. Lineage: Eukaryota; Dinophyceae; Suessiales; Symbiodiniaceae. The record is from the annotation of a GenBank genome assembly.
AUGAGAUUCUUUGCGCUUUUCUGCGGCCUAUGCCAAGGUUUGGAAAUCCGUCAGGGCUCCAAAGAAGGGCUGCUGGAUGAAGCCCCCAUCGCCGAAGACUUCUUCGCUGCGCAGGUGAACGGCAGCAAUGUGAGCGUGAACGGGAGCCGCAUUAGCCGGCCUUCCGAUCUCAAGGAGCUCGCGCUGAAGACCCGCUUCACUGGCACAGAGGGCAAGAAGUGCAGGGGCCAGCCUUACACACUGGACCCGGUCGCCGGGUGCAAUGGAUGGAAAGGCUUGUCGGUUGAAGCCUGCAAGGAGAAGUGCCGCACGAACAGCGUCGCCGCCAGAUGCCCCGCGCGGUUUUGCAACGCCGCAGUGUUCUUCAAAAACUCUGGCUUCUGCCAUCUCUACAGCGGGUGCGAAGGGAAGGAGACGGAUCAGAGUGCGCUUCUCCUGUACCGCGAGGCGACGGCUUUGGAAGUUCGGCCUGGCUUGGUGGAGGAGGUGGAAGAGAUGCCGAAUGCCAGCAUCUACGACUUCGGGUCAAAUUUUCAGUCCUUCUCCAUCCUCGCGAGCGUGUCGAACGUUCGCAACAAGAGGAUGAAAGGAUUUAUGAGAGGCUCCAUUCUGAGCAAGAUGCACAUUCCAGAAGGUGCUAUCCCUGGAAAUGCUUGGAAAGGCGCAAGCGGCUGGAGAUUGGAUGUGUCAUGGUCAAGGAGGCUUCGGGGCUACGUGCCCCGUUUGCUGAUCAUCACCAACUCCGGGCACGUCUUCUUCGGGGUGGGCAAAAGGAAGUUGACCGGUGCGCAGGUGGAGAUUGCCGUGUCUUUCAACGCCAAGGACUUCAGCAUGAUGAUGUGGAUCAACGGGCAGAAGGAGCGGAUUGCGCAGAGAGGCCGCCAGUACCGCCGGAGCUUCUCGGGCGAGUUCUCCUCUCCUGUGCCUUUGAUGAUUGGCGGCCGGCCAGACGGCAAUUCCAGCCUCCCCUUCGAUGGCCAAGUCUUCAACGUGGUGCUCUACAGCGGCGUCUUGGGUCGGGUGACAAAGGACUUGUCGGGAGCGGAAGCGGGCCGACUGAAGACGACCGUUCUGGGGGUGGACAGGACGACGGUCGGCGACAAGUGGAUCCAGGUGAAGUCUUCCUUGUUGGAGGCAUCGGAGAACUCGCUCAAUGACGCCAUCACCAACAGCAGUGAGGCUGUGACCUGCAAGGGCUGCAGCAAGUACACCAGGUACCGCGGCGGCACAGUUUGCUCUUUCGACAAGUCGGAGGACGACUGCGCUGAGUGCAUGCCGCCGAUUCAAGGCGUCUUCAACUGCCAGUGCGGCCCACUCUUUCGGCACACCUGCGCUCCCUGCAACAACCUGGAUAUGUGUGCGUCCUUGGCAAACGAGCCUCCUGAUGCCCCUGGACGUCAUCUCGAAGGGGUGAGCUUUGAGCUCACCUGCAAAUCCGCCGAAACCGUGCAGGUGGAAGUGCAGGUCAUCGCUCGCCACCGCGGCUCGGACGUCUUCUACUUGACGGUGGGGCCUUGCGCCAGGUGGAGGUGGUACUUGAAAUCCGGCUGGGGGACUACUUGCGCACAGGACCCCAUGUGCAGCUAUCAGGAGGAGCCCCGCUGGACUGAGCCCUCGGAUGCUUGCAAGCUCACAGAGGGCAAGCAUUACGUGUCGAUUCGGCCAUCUGACCCUGGAGAUAUCAAGCUGACCAGGCUCCGCUUGGCUCGGGGCCAAGAAGCGUGCAAGUUCGAGACCUUGCCGCCGGUGACCACGACCACCACCACGACCUUCACGUUGCCCACGUAUUUCCAAGGGCUAUGUCCUUCGGAGGCCCCAGCCCUGAAGGAGUUCAAUGACUGCCCCUUUCGCUACUACGUUCUGGAAGUCCUGUCAACGGCUGGCAAUCAGGAGGCGUGGAAGAUCGCGGAGGUGCGAUUGUAUCAUUACAAUUCCAGAGGAGUCCUCAAGAAGUUCCCAAGCUCGGAAGUGCAGGCGGACCUCAUCGAGGAUGCCGCAGUUUCUGCGGAAGGCUGCGACAACACCGCGGCCUCGGGGGCCUUCGACCACUCGAUCUUCAGCGGGGUGUGCUCCCCGAGCCCCAAGACCAAGCUGCGACUGGACCUGGGCAGCGAGGUGGCGCUGGCCAAGUACACUCUGAUCAGCGCCAACGGUUCUGCCGCCGCGGAUCCAAAGUCCUGGCGAUUGUGGGGCUCCUAUGAUGGAGUCACUGCGGCGAAUAUGACCAGCGUGGGCUCGGCAUUUCAGCUCAGCGAGGUUCAGGAGGUGAGCUUUCCGACGUCUCGCUGGAUGUGCGAUCCGCCCUGGGGCAUCGCUCUGCUGAACGGCCACCACUGCACCACGACGACCACAACGACCAUGGAGGUCAAAGAAGUGGCGACCACCACUUCGACUACAAAAGCCGCAAUCCUCAAAGAUCGAUGUUUUUACCGAUACUAUGUGUUGCAAGUGACCCAAGCAAACGACGUCAAGGCGAACAGCUGGCAAUUGGCAGAGGUUGAGCUGCGUCAGAAUGGAAAGGCAUUGAGCCUCCCGAAGUCGCGGACCACCGCCUGGUUCGUGCACGGCAGGUCGGCCAGGCCAGCCACUGUCCUUGACGAUGGGACGGAGGCCUACAACGUCCUGGAUGGGAACUUGGCCACUCUUGCUCAGCCAGACGGAGGCUUCAGCGCAGACUACCCUGCAAUGCAACAGGCCAUGAGCAGAAAGCCCUUGGUGGCACAGAUGAGUUCUGUUUUCGACUAUGCUGAUGCUCAUUCCUGCAUCGAUGACGAUGAAUACACGCGCUGCAGCACUGCGUGGAACGAAGGCGCUGGGGAGCUGAACCCCUGGUGGCAGCUGGACCUGGGAGAUCGCCAGUACGUGGACAUUGUGGCCCUUCUCAGCCAUCCAGACGGUUGCGAAGCAGCGUGGGGUGUGGAUUCGGGGGACAAGUGCGACCUUGCUGGAGCUGUGGUGAGCGUUGGCGAUUCCCCAUGCAAAGGCGACACCUGUCCCGGCGAGCCCUGCGGCAACGUAAAGAUCAAGGGCAAGGACAACUGGUAUUAUGUCUACUGCGAGAAGAAGUUGGGGCGCUACAUUCACGUGCAGCAGCUCGGCCAGCGAGUUCUGAACUUCCGCGAGUUUCGGCUUCUCGACGAGGAUGCUGUGAAGGAUAUGAACUUGCCAGAGCCUGAACAGAAGCCGCCCAUGGACUUUUUCGAUAAGAGGAGUCGAGGCGGCUAUUACGACACUAGAUGCCACGAGAAUUUGGCCAGCACCAUCCGCGGCUCCAGUCCAGAGCAGCUGGGCAAGUGCGCGCAAGCUUGUCUGGACCACUCGGAUUGCGGUGGCUUUGCGGACUACAGCGGCCUGGCAUGCGUGAUCAUGACCAAGUCCAAGCUUACCCUUGAGCGCAGAUGUCAAUGGACGGACGAUGACAAAGCUGUAUACUAUGAUCGCCUGGAGGAGGCGCUGUUUACAGCGACCACGACCACUACAACCAGAGUUGAAACAACGGUGGUGGACAAUGGGUGGGAAGGUAGUGCCAACAGCGGUACCCUCGCGGCCAAACUGAUCUUGGAUCUCGGGCAGCAAAACUACUUGACCGAGUAUGCCUUGGUGUCUGGCUCCGGACCUGCCGAGAAUCAUCCAAAGAAAUGGAUCCUUAAGGGAUCCAACGAUCCAGUACUUCCCAUUGAAGAGUGGGACGAGCUAAGCAGACGCGACUCGGAAGAGCCUGUGUUCCCCCCGGGAAAGAGCGGGCAAAGAAAGCCGAUUCGACUCUCCAUAUCAUGCACAAUGUGA